Messenger RNA from Penicillium brevicompactum, 1713 nucleotides. Its product is annotated as Zn(II)2Cys6 transcription factor domain-containing protein. Gene Ontology annotation, biological process: regulation of DNA-templated transcription. Lineage: Eukaryota; Fungi; Ascomycota; Eurotiomycetes; Eurotiales; Aspergillaceae. The record is from RefSeq and is a predicted model, not a curated record. Gene Ontology annotation, molecular function: DNA-binding transcription factor activity, RNA polymerase II-specific; zinc ion binding. The transcript has 2 exons. The coding region runs from base 1 to 1713 and encodes 570 amino acids.
AUGGCAAGGCCUCGUCAUUCACCCCCAAACAGCCGCAUUGGUGCAUCCAAGUCCCGAUCUGGCUGUAAAACCUGCAAGAUUCGGAGAGUCAAAUGUGGAGAGGAAAGACCCAAGUGUUUGCGCUGUACAAGCACUGGACGCAAAUGUGACUUCGAGGGAGAUGAAGUCUCUCGCCCAGCGCCAUUGACAACAGGCCCGCUGGUACCGAGCUAUACACUCUCAUCAUCCCCUAAUUCUGGUAGACGAGAGCGUCGUGCAUUUGAAUAUUACUUUCAACAUGCUGCCAAAUAUCUCUCUGGUGGAAUGGAUAUUGAUUUCUGGACUAGCGUUGUCCCGCAAGUUUGCCGCAGUGAGCCCCCAGUAUGGGACGCCGUAAUUGCCAUCAGCAGCUUGUUUGAGUAUCCAGAACAAUCAUCGCAUUUCACGUUCUUGGGGACGGGAAGAAAUGAUGAUGCUCUCAAUCAAGCUCAAAAAGAGGCAUUGACGUGGUAUUCUCGUUCGAUAUCUGGCGUUCAUUCCCAGAUUGAUCGUGGAAUUGCAGAUCCUUAUAUCGCUCUUGUCAGCUGUGUGUUGUUUAUCUGCGUGGAAACAAUUCAAGGCCGCAUGGAAGAGGCCCUGAAACUCCUCCAGCAAGGCUUCAGUCUGAUCCAAGACCUUCGUCUAAGGGCUUGCCAAACUUUCAUCUCUUUUACCAAAGUCGCACUAUUGGAGAAUACUAUUAUUCCUUUGUUCUUGCGGCUGAAUACGAUUGCCCUCAACAUAUCUGGCACACCAGCAAGCGAGCUAUUAUCUUUCUCGAAUCCCACGGAUUAUCCGCUUACGUCCCUUGCUUCUGCCCGGCAUACAAUAACUAUGCUAGCAGCCGAGUGCAUGAUCUUCCACCGCGAUGCAGAGCUGCAUCUGCAAGCAGUGGAUAACGAAUCAGACGUGAGCCACCAUCUCUACGCCAAACAACAACAUCUCAUCUCUGAACUUGAACGCUGGCUUCAUGAAUACGGUGUAUAUUGUCAGACAAUACAGCGCAAGAGCUCUCUCCUUGGCAGUAGCCAGGCUGCCAAGACAGAGCCAAUUCUCCUCACAUACCAUGCAGCGGCUUUUAUUCUCGUUUCCACUUGUCUGACACGACACCAAUCGGUGUAUGAUUCUCAUAUGGACAAAUUUAAGACAAUUGUUGAACAAUCUAGUUUUACACUGGACGCACUGGCUAAACCAGAUGGUGUAUCACCUCCCUUCACCUUCGAAAUGGGAGUCGGACUUCCACUUCAUUUGACCGCGCUGAAAUGCCGCCAUCCAGCUUUGCGGCGAAAAGCGCUGCAACUUUCUAAGAAGGCGCCUCCAGUGCAGGGGUUUUAUAAAUGUCUGCCGGGGAUUGCUUUGGCAGAACACCUCAUGGCCAUUGAGGAAGAUUACAGUGCUCAGAUAUCUCGAGCUGCGAGCCAGAAUGGCAGCCCCGAAGUAUUACACUCUGCGAAUUUUGAAGAUGACGGCGGCCAUGACCUGGAACUUCUGGCACUCAUUCCCGAGGAGGCUCGUAUAUGUGAUGCUGGAGUCUUUCAACCCAAAAAUGGUAUUCCACCCGAUGUUUCGGAAGUGAAUAUUUCAAAGUGGAACCGUGGACCAGAUCAACUCUUCAUAUCCUUUCGACGACUAUCAUGUGGAAGAGGGUCUGGUACAUGGGUGAUAGUUCAUGAUUGCGUCCCUCUGGAUUUCUGA